Pipistrellus kuhlii (Kuhl's pipistrelle) is the source of this 3415-nucleotide messenger RNA. It is a transcript of the gene EBF3, whose product is annotated as EBF transcription factor 3. The record is from RefSeq and is a predicted model, not a curated record. Gene Ontology annotation, biological process: regulation of transcription by RNA polymerase II. Lineage: Eukaryota; Metazoa; Chordata; Mammalia; Chiroptera; Vespertilionidae. Gene Ontology annotation, molecular function: RNA polymerase II cis-regulatory region sequence-specific DNA binding; DNA-binding transcription factor activity, RNA polymerase II-specific. The coding region runs from base 522 to 2411 and encodes 629 amino acids. The transcript has 17 exons.
GCCGCCCGCCGCCCGCCCGCGCCCGGGACUGCGCCCGGCUGCUCUCAGCGCCGCUUAUUUGUCUUUGGAGCAGGCGGGCCCGCCAGCAGCGGACGCCCCCGCCGGUCCCGGUCCUGCCUGCGCCGCGGCCGCCGCCCGCCCGGCGAGGAUGACACCACGUUGAUCGCCUGCAAACAACAACAACAACAGCAGCCGCCGCCGCGGCCGCGGUCCCGUCCUCCUCCGCCCGCUUCUCCGGGCGCCGCCGCCGCCGGUGCCGCCGCCGCCCCCGCGCCCCCUCCGCCCCCCCGGCCGUCCGGAGCGCCGGCCGCCGGUGCAUGCGGCGCCUGCCCGGGAGCACGGGCUGAAGCCGGCGGCGGCGGGCCGGACCCUCCGCGGGCGCCGAGCGAGCAGGGCCAGCGCGGCCAGGGCGGACGCUGCCGCCGCCGCCGAGCGCCGAGCCCCGAGCGCCGCCGCCGCCGCCGCUGCUCCGGGGAGCGCCGUGGGCCGGCCGGGCGCCGCGGCCGCCGCCAGCAGGGUUCAUGUUCGGGAUCCAGGAGAACCUUCCGCGCGGAGGCACCACCAUGAAGGAGGAGCCGCUGGGCAGCGGCAUGAACCCGGUGCGCUCCUGGAUGCACACGGCGGGCGUGGUGGACGCCAACACGGCCGCCCAGAGCGGCGUGGGGCUGGCGCGCGCGCACUUCGAGAAGCAGCCGCCCUCCAACCUCCGCAAGUCCAACUUCUUCCACUUCGUGCUGGCGCUCUACGACCGGCAGGGCCAGCCGGUGGAGAUCGAGCGGACCGCCUUCGUGGACUUCGUGGAGAAAGAGAAAGAGCCCAACAACGAGAAAACCAACAAUGGCAUCCACUACAAGCUGCAGCUCCUGUACAGCAAUGGAGUGAGAACGGAGCAGGAUCUGUACGUUCGCCUCAUAGAUUCCAUGACCAAGCAGGCCAUCGUCUACGAGGGCCAGGACAAGAACCCGGAGAUGUGCCGUGUGCUCCUGACCCACGAGAUCAUGUGCAGCCGGUGCUGCGACAAGAAAAGUUGUGGCAACAGGAAUGAGACCCCCUCCGACCCCGUCAUCAUUGACAGAUUCUUUCUAAAGUUUUUCCUCAAGUGCAAUCAGAACUGUUUGAAGAAUGCAGGCAACCCUCGAGAUAUGCGGAGAUUCCAGGUUGUUGUGUCGACCACCGUCAAUGUGGACGGCCACGUGCUGGCCGUGUCCGACAACAUGUUUGUGCACAACAACUCCAAACACGGGCGGCGGGCGCGCCGCCUCGACCCGUCAGAAGGUACGGCCCCUUCUUAUCUGGAAAAUGCCACUCCGUGCAUCAAGGCCAUCAGUCCCAGCGAGGGCUGGACCACGGGCGGCGCCACCGUCAUCAUCAUCGGGGACAACUUCUUCGACGGCCUGCAGGUGGUGUUCGGCACGAUGCUGGUGUGGAGCGAGCUGAUCACGCCCCACGCCAUCCGCGUCCAGACCCCGCCGAGGCACAUUCCCGGCGUCGUGGAGGUCACCCUGUCCUACAAGUCCAAGCAGUUCUGCAAAGGCGCUCCCGGCCGCUUCGUCUACACCGCCCUGAACGAGCCGACCAUCGACUACGGUUUCCAGCGGUUGCAGAAGGUGAUCCCCAGACAUCCGGGCGAUCCCGAACGGUUACCCAAGGAAGUUUUGCUCAAGCGGGCGGCCGACCUGGUGGAAGCCUUGUACGGGAUGCCCCACAACAACCAGGAGAUCAUCCUGAAGCGGGCGGCUGACAUCGCCGAGGCCUUGUACAGCGUCCCUCGCAACCACAACCAGAUCCCCACGCUGGGCAACACCCCUGCGCACACGGGCAUGAUGGGCGUGAACUCCUUCAGCAGCCAGCUGGCCGUGAACGUGUCCGAGACUUCACAAGCCAAUGACCAAGUCGGCUACAGUCGCAAUACCAGCAGCGUGUCCCCGCGAGGCUACGUCCCCAGCAGUACUCCCCAGCAGUCCAAUUACAACACAGUGAGCACUAGCAUGAAUGGAUAUGGAAGUGGCGCCAUGGCCAAUCUAGGGGUCCCUGGCUCGCCUGGAUUUCUUAAUGGCUCCUCCGCUAACUCUCCCUACGGCAUAGUGCCGUCCAGCCCCACCAUGGCAGCCUCUUCGGUCACCCUCCCUUCAAACUGUAGCAGUGCCCACGGCAUUUUCUCAUUCUCACCUGCCAAUGUCAUCUCCGCAGUGAAACAAAAGAGCGCCUUUGCGCCCGUGGUCCGGCCCCAAGCCUCUCCUCCUCCCUCCUGCACCAGCGCCAACGGGAACGGACUGCAAGGCUCUCUGCUGGGUGCCGAGGACGUCCCCGUGGAGAAGACUAACUGGCCCUUUUGUGAAGUCGGUGGCAUAUUUCACUUUGAUGAACUAAUGCUCAAAAAAGGACCUGGAAAGCUAUGUCUGGGCUGGUAGUCCCGCCGAUGUGAGGGACCUCUGUUUCCCUUCCGCAGCACCCAGCACCCCGGGACGGACUGCAGGGGACGCGUUUAGCGUACUGAGACACGCUGGUGGAGACCGUAUCUUCAAGUACGUCAGCAGCAGUCGACAUGCCACGAGAGCCGUUGUUUAAAGAUUCUAUUUAAACCGUUUAAGGAGCGACAUGCAGAGCGGCCCACUUCUUCACGGACAAUUCCAUUUUCCGGACAGAACUCUCCUCCUGGCCCCGCCCGCCGCGGCCCCGGAGAGCCAGGAGGACAAAAGCGACGCCUAUUUUGUAUAGAGUUUCCGACUCCGUCUUGGCUGUGUCUCGUACUUGCUUUGUGUUGGGAGAAACUUUGUGAAUGCACCAUUUUGAUGCUCAUGACACACACUGAUGAAAAAUGCCUGCGGACAUUUUUCUGUCCUCAUCCUUAGAUUCACAAUGGUUGUGUAUCUCUAUAAUGUGAAAUAUUUUUCUGUGGUGAACCAAGGGGGCCAACGGAGGCGCCAGCCAUCGACCUGGAAGGGAGCGGAGGACACUGCGAUUCGGACUGGGGGUGGCAGGGGAGGGAGGGCGGGCUUACCAUUGCUUACCUUCAUCUUAAUGAAAUGAAACUUUGUAACUUAUUGUAGUUAGAAAUCGUAACUUUGAUAUUGAAUUCUCUUGCCUUCAACAAGCACACUGACAGAGGAAAAAAAAAUGCUACUGUCUGUUGGUUAAACUCUUCUCCCACUGCUAGAACUUCCUGUUAAGCAAGCGUGAUCUGCGACAUUUUUCCACUUUUGCUAGUACUGUAUACGAUUGCAUUCUUAGGCUACUGUGAGGUCCCUGUUUCUUGUACCAGAACUUGUCCUUUUGACUUCUAGAUCCUUCUCCCCCUAAUGUGUUUUGUAUGUGGUUAUAAAAUUGUAGACUUUUGUGAUUUUGCCAAAGUUGUAGCUAAAUAUUUAUACACUUGUCUUGAAUUUUUUUCAGAUCCACUUAACUAUUUAGAGAG